This is a messenger RNA of Prunus armeniaca (apricot), 708 nucleotides long. The record is from the annotation of a GenBank genome assembly. Lineage: Eukaryota; Viridiplantae; Streptophyta; Magnoliopsida; Rosales; Rosaceae.
AUGGCGGAAGGUUCACCUGGAGUCUUCUUGAAUCCUCAUCGCUUGGCUAAGCGAAGUCGAGCAUCAGAGAAUGCUAAACCUGAGUAUGAUAUGGAUGCUGAUUCUGAUUCACGUCUGAUGCAGGACCAGACACCUAUUGUUGACUCUGAGCAGGAGGAUUUAAAUUUUGUUCUCACUGGUGGUCCUGGGAUAAUAGCUGGUCAAUAUUUAGUCAUGCAAAAAUGGAGGCCUGGCUUUUGUCCAGCUACUGCACAUAUCACUCGAAUGGCUGUUUGGCUUCGUGUCUCUACUAUUCAACUUGAGUGUUUUGAUGUUUGGUCGUUGAAACGAGUUGGGAAUUUAUUGGGGAAAUUGUUAAAGAUUGAUUCUCUUACCACUGCUCAAAAUAGGGGCAAGUUUGCUCGAUUGUGUGUGGAAUUAGAUCUCACCAAGCCUUUAGAUGCUUUCAUCCAAAUCAACCAGAAUUGGUAUAACAUAGAGUAUGAGGGGCUGCCAGAUAUAUGCUACCUAUGUGGGAGGUAUGGCCACAAACGAGAGAAGUGUGAAUUGAAUGUUAAAGAUGCUAAAACCGUUAAUGGUGAGACUACUAGUGUCAUGGGUGCUAAUGUUGAGGGGAGUAGUUCGAUGGGAAUUAAUAGGGCUCACUAUGAGUCUGACCAGAGCUUGAGAGGGCCAUGGAUGAAUGUUCCCCAUAGGCGUAGGCCUUAA